AUGUGCGUUGCUAAAGUAAAGUGCGUUCAGCUUAGCAAGCACAUCACCGAUCAAAGUAUUCAGUACAUUUCGAGCGGAUGCCACCGGCUGGAAUAUCUGUGUUUGUCAAUGUGUCCGCGAGUCACCGAUCGGUCCUUGCAGGCGUUGUCACUUGGCUGCCAGUUGCUGAAGGACUUGGAAGUUGCCGGCUGUUCUUUGCUCACCGACAGCGGUUUUUACGCUUUGGCUAAGAACUGUCAUGAUCUUGAACGGAUGGAUCUCGAAGACUGCAGUCUAGUAAGUUGUUUGAGCAUCUAUAGUUGUGGUGCGUCGACUGAUUGUUGCUGUCACUUUCAGAGCUUGUCCCACUGUGAGCUGAUCACCGACGAAGGAAUGCGACAGCUAUCCGCGGCACUGUGCCUUCAGGAUCGCCUGACCGUUUUAGAGUUAGACAACUGCCCCCUGUUAACCGACGCUGCCUUAGAGUACCUAGCUCGAUGCAAAACCAUCACCAGGGUGGAGCUCUACGACUGUCAGUUGAUCACGCGCAGUGGAAUACGCAAAUUCAAGCAACAGUUGCCGUCGGUGAUGGUGCACGCCUACUUUGCACCGGCUACCCCUCCGGUUCAGCAGAGAAGUUCGCAGUACCGUUAUUGUCGAUGUUGCGCAAUUAUCUGA
This is a messenger RNA of Soboliphyme baturini, 657 nucleotides long. NCBI's taxonomy places the organism in Eukaryota, Metazoa, Nematoda, Enoplea, Dioctophymatida, Soboliphymatidae. The record is from the annotation of a GenBank genome assembly.